This is a messenger RNA of Symbiodinium pilosum, 927 nucleotides long. Lineage: Eukaryota; Dinophyceae; Suessiales; Symbiodiniaceae. The record is from the annotation of a GenBank genome assembly.
AUGAUCUUUGGGACGAUCCAAAGGCUGACAGCCAUUGACGAUUUCGACCUCCCCGGGCGCGAGAACAACUUCACACUCAACUUGUCCCGUCCGGUGGAGUGGAUCCUCACCUGCCCUAUCAUGCAGCUGAAGCUGGUGGUGUUGGCAGGCUCGCGUGUGCCGAGCUACCGGCGCUUCAUGAUGCCUCUGAUGUCCGUCGCCGUCCUGCUUUGCGGUACCGCCUCCAUGUUCACAGGCGAGGGGAACAGCGAAGGGGAGGAGUCCUUGUUCUCUGGAGACUCAGACUUCCGAAAGCUGUCCAUCGUCCUGAUCGUCACUUGGUUCCCCUUCCCACUUUGGUUCAGCUUGAGUGUGGAGGGUUUCGGUCUCGUCACGGACGGGUUCAUCAUCGAGAUGGGCUGGGUCGUCCUGAACAUUGUCUCCAAGUUCUUGUUCAUCAUCUGGCUGCAGCGCUGUAAGAUGGUGCACCAGCGCAAACUUGAGGCUGCCCGAGAGUUGUACGGCCUGUCUCCGUCCGAUGAAAUCAACGAGGAAGCCCUGAAGAAGCAGGCGCUUACCAACGGCAAUACCACGGCCAUGGGCGGCAUCAACGCGGAAAACUAUGGCCUGGGCCAGGGUGAGGAGGCUGACAGCGAACUGAAAAUGGUCGAGAUCGUCGCUGAGACCAUGGUGACCCUGGGCAUGAGCAGCCACACGGAUCGUCUGCUGAGGUUGAUGGUUGAGAACGGCGUCACCAACACGGCGGUGCUGGAGAGGCUGAACGCCGAGCGUUGCAUGGAGCUAAACCUGCCACAUGCCCUCAUUGAUGGUUGCCAGCGCCGCUGGAUCGCCGAGAAGAUGAACAUGGGCCAGGACAAUGGUGGCUCCACCGGGGAGAAGGAGGAUCCCUUCAAGAAGCUUCUGGAAGCAAACAAGGAGCCCGGUUGA